Molecule: messenger RNA, 3697 nt
Organism: Dromiciops gliroides (monito del monte)
Lineage: Eukaryota; Metazoa; Chordata; Mammalia; Microbiotheria; Microbiotheriidae
Gene: CORO2B
Product: coronin 2B
Exons: 12
Coding region: 308-1750 (480 amino acids)
Biological process (GO): actin filament organization
Molecular function (GO): actin filament binding
Source: RefSeq, a predicted model, not a curated record
UCCCUCGCUCGGCUCCCCUCCACUCCGCUCUGCGCUCUGCGCUCUGCGCUCUACCCGUAGCCACUGACGCCGCCGCGGAGCCCUCUGCGGGGCAGACACCGCCGCAGCUCUGCGUUCCCCCUCGCUCCGCUCGCUUCCUCACUCGGGCCAACCUCCCGCAUCCGCGAGAGCGGAGGAGACAGGAGGGGGCGGAAAUCCAGAGCGAGCCGGAGCGCGCGAGGAGAAGUGGGCUGCCCGCCCCCCAUCCCGCCACCCCCUCCCUCUCCGCCACCCUUGGGCUUCGGGAAACCUUCCCCAGACUUUCUGCAUGACUGUCACAAAGAUGUCCUGGCGCCCGCAAUACCGUAGUUCGAAGUUCCGGAAUGUCUACGGGAAGGUGGCCAACCGAGAGCACUGCUUUGACGGGAUCCCCAUCACCAAGAAUGUGCAUGACAACCACUUCUGCGCUGUCAACGCCAGGUUCCUUGCCAUCGUUACAGAAAGCGCGGGAGGCGGAUCCUUCCUUGUAAUCCCCCUGGAGCAGACAGGCCGAAUUGAGCCCAACUAUCCCAAAGUUUGUGGUCACCAGGGCAAUGUGCUGGACAUCAAAUGGAACCCUUUCAUUGACAACAUCAUUGCAUCCUGCUCAGAGGACACAUCAGUACGAAUAUGGGAGAUCCCUGAGGGUGGUUUGAAGCGGAACAUGACCGAGGCAAUCCUAGAACUUUAUGGACACAGCCGGAGGGUGGGGCUUGUGGAGUGGCAUCCGACCACCAACAACAUCCUGUUCAGUGCUGGCUAUGACUACAAGGUUCUCAUCUGGAACCUGGAUAUCGGAGAGCCAGUGAAAAUGAUUGACUGCCACACAGAUGUGAUCCUCUGCAUGUCCUUCAACACAGAUGGUAGUCUGCUUUCCACCACCUGCAAGGACAAGAAGCUGAGGGUGAUCGAACCCCGUUCUGGCCGAGUUCUUCAGGAAGCCAGUUGUAAGAACCACAGAGUAAACCGGGUGGUAUUCCUUGGCAACAUGAAGCGGCUCCUCACUACGGGCGUUUCCAGGUGGAACACCAGGCAAAUUGCCCUUUGGGACCAGGAGGACCUAGCUAUGCCUCUCAUUGAAGAAGAGAUUGAUGGUCUUUCUGGACUCCUGUUUCCCUUCUAUGAUGCUGACACACACAUGCUGUAUUUGGCAGGAAAGGGGGACGGGAACAUCAGAUACUAUGAGAUUGGGCCAGAGAAGCCAUAUCUGAGUUACCUCAUGGAGUUUCGUUCUCCAGCGCCACAGAAAGGUCUGGGGGUGAUGCCCAAGCAUGGCCUGGAUGUCUCAGCUUGUGAAGUGUUCCGGUUCUACAAGCUAGUGACCCUGAAGGGCCUGAUUGAGCCCAUCUCCAUGAUCGUGCCUCGGAGGUCAGAAUCUUACCAGGAAGACAUUUAUCCCAUGACCCCAGGAACGGAGCCAGCUCUGACACCAGAUGAAUGGCUGGGAGGCAUCAAUCGAGAUCCAGUGCUGAUGUCUUUAAAAGAAGGCUAUAAGAAAUCUCCCAAAGUGGUGUUUAAGGCCCCAAUCAAAGAGAAGAAGAGUGUUGUGGUCAACGGAAUAGAUUUAUUAGAAAAUGUCCCACCCAGGACAGAAAACGAGCUCCUCCGAAUGUUCUUCCGACAGCAGGACGAGAUUCGGCGAUUGAAAGAGGAGCUCUCCCAGAAAGACAUCCGCAUUCGGCAGCUGCAGCUGGAACUCAAAAACUUACGGAACAACCCCAAGAACAAUUAGCUCCCCAAAAGCUCAUUUUCUAAAUAAACUCUCUGUUUAUACUUGCUCUUUAAUUUUCCUCCCAUUCACUCUCUCCCCUCCCCAUCCCCCCACCCCCACCCCACCCCACCCCCAGGACAAGCCAGUGCUAGAGCAGCCUGCCGAUGGGCUGGGCUCACCGAUAACUGGAAUUAUGUGCUUCGGCCCCUUUAUCUCACACUAAGGGGGGAAAAAAGAGGCCACAAAUGACCCUGUCGGACUGACCUGUACUGCUGUAACUGGAAACUACCGUCCUGGAGAGGGCCGGCUCUGGAUUUAUACCCCUAUGUUUUUUCUUGGAGGAACUAGCGGGUAGCAUCUCUUCUUCUGGAUCACACGAUUUUAGAACUCACCAAGAGGGGCUGCUUAAAGCUGGCCGGAAGACGCAUUGGAGAAGCUAGGGAAGCCAUAAAAUGAAACAAGCCAGGUUGAUUGCGGUUAACUUCUCCCAUGCAGAGGGCGGCAGCGGGGAAGACACAGCUCUCGAUAGCUGGAACUCAAAGCCACUUGCUUGUAGAUGCCAUAAAAUAAGGGCUUAAUUCGCUGAAACUCUCCCCUUUCUCCUCUUCUUCCACCUCUCUCUUCUCCUCUCUUCUUUCAAAGCAGCCCCUGUAAACCUCAGUUCUUAACUUGGAAGAGCCAGGUUUCUUUUUCUUUCCCACCAAAAAACAACCUCUGUGUCUUUGAAACCAAACCAAACACCUUAGUGAAUUAAUAACCGUCCCUCGUAUUUGCAUAGCGCUUUAUACUUUUCAAAGCACCUAAACAUAAAUGAUUUCGUUUGACCUUCACAACAAUCCUGUGUGGUAGAGAGGGCAGUAUUAUACCUAUUUUACAAAUGGGAAAGUCAAGGCACUAAGUGAAGUGAAGCCACCCGGAUAGUGGCAGAGUACGGACUUGAAGUCAGGUUUCCUGUCUCCUCACGCAGGGUUCUUCUCAUAACAUCAUGAUACCAUUACCAGUGGGGCUCAUGCCAUGUCCAAGUCACUCUGGGAAAUUUUAAUAUGAGGGAAAUCCUUCUAAACCCUCAACACAAAUUGUGCCAAUUGUAUUAUAAAGACCUGGACCGAGACUUUUCAAGCAGUGAGGCACUUCUUCCAUUCCCUGGGUUAACCCUGGUCUCCUCCCUAGGACUCAGGCUGAGAGGAUGCCUUCUUCCUCUGGGAAGCAUGAGGCUAAGAUGGCCAGAGUUUGGGCCCCUAGGGAAGAGAGAACAAGGAUUCUUUUCUUUCUUGCCUCUCUCUCUCUCUCUCUCCCAUUUCUCCCUUCUCCCUCUCAGUCUCUCCCUCCCUCCCCCCAUGUCCCUCUCUCCCUCUCUCUCUGCCCCCUUCUCUCUCCCUCCCUCCAUUCUUCUUUCCUUUUUCUCUCCCUUCCCUUUCUCUGCCUCUCUCUCUUCCCCUUCUUCCUCCCUCCAUCUCUCAUCAGCCUCUCCCCACUCUCACCCAGAUAUACUAGCCAAGUGCUAUUCCACUCUGGCUCUUCUGCACACAUCUCUUUUUCCCCGUGGGCACAACUACAGAUAUCUGGGCCAAACACAUCUGUUUAUGUUUGUGAAGACUAGCCGGCAAGGCCAGGCAAGCUGUAAAGCCCAACAGCUGGGUUUAUCGCUGUUAACUUUUCCAGUGCUAUGUGCCACAGCCAAGUAGCUACACAAACCCACCCCACAGGAGCUGGGCCCCAUGAGCUGCCGGCUACUGUGGGCUUCUACCACAUUCCCUUGCUUUCUCCCACUACUACAUAGGGCCUUUUACAUGACUGUCCAGCAGCAGCUGGAUGAGAGUACUUCUCUGUCCACUCACACCUUUUGCUUUCUUUCUCCCAUCUCCUUACUUGAACUGUGUUGUCUCCUGUGAUUAUUUAUGCCGCCACAUGAGGAUAGUAUUGAAAUAAAAUGUUUUCAAGAUACCAAAAAUGGACUUGGGAGUCUCA